UCUGCAAUCGUCGGCCAUGCCUUCUGUCCUUGACGGCAUCGGGGACGAGGGCGGUGACGGGGCAAAGGGUGCAGCGCCGCCGCUGGUCGCUCUGCGCCCGUUGUACAUCAGCUCGACCUUUUCCGAACUGGCAGCACGGCCGUGCGCCAUCGACUACACCCCGGGCAAGGGCGGCGCUGGAGCGGAGGACCGCGUCGCUCGAAUGGCCCACAAAAUGUACACUGAAGCGCUGAGCGUGAUGACGUUCGACCAUGAGCGCGCAUAUGUGCUCUUCCUCCACAGCGCCGAGCUGGGAGUCAAGCUGCGUGCCGGCCACAAGGUGUCCAAGGACGAAGCGGCGCGGCUGGCCAAGCUCGUCACCAACGCAAUGACAGCGGCAGAGACGCUCAAAGACCGCCUCAAAGCGCGCUACGAGCACGAAGCCCAGCGCGCCAAGCAACGCGAACGGGAGCACCAGCUGCAGCUGCAGUCGCAGGAAGCCAGCAAGCACAACCCUGCGGGUGCGCAAGGGCCAGCGUCCGCGUCAGCCUCCGCCCACAGCCAAAGUGACUCUCCCGCCGCUCAAUUGGCAGCGUCCAAUCUGACCGAGCAAGACGCGUCUGGGACACGGAGCCACGACCAUGCGGCAGAGGGUAGCUAUGGCAAUGACACUGUCGGUGCAGAUGGCAUUGCCGAUGCAACAGCGUCGUCGGUAGGUUCGCAGUGGUCGGCGGGCGCAAGCCUGUCGUCAUCACUCCCGUCCGACUGGUCGCCGGCGCAUAGCCCUGGGCCAGGUGCUGCUGGCUCUCCUCGGCAGCAUCCUUCGGCGGGCAGCCCAGUUCCGAGCAAACAGAACGCAGCCGCCGCCGGUGGUGGUGGUGGUGGUGGUGCGAAUCAUGGGAAGGGAGCAGCGGCGCAGCCAAAGCAGCGAACCAUCUCAGCGUCGGAGGUGUUUCUGAGCGACCAGAAAACAAAAUCCACGCCCUUCUUGCAACCCAUGCCAGUCUCGACAGAUGCACUCGCCAAUUGGUCGGUGUUUGAGGACGCCGGAUUGAGCAGCAAUGACGCUGCAAGCUCCAUUGUCGCGUCCUCAUCCACGUCGUCGCUGACAUCGAUCGGAUCGCUCCUGCACGGCCCGUAUGACCACUUAGGGCUCAUUACGCCACAGGAAUUCUUCCAAAUGAUGAAUAGCAAGCUACCCAACCACCUGGCAGUCCUCGACAUGCGCAGCGCCUCGGAAAUUGCGUCGUGCGCGUUGCGUUGGCGCGACGCUGCCACACUUCCGCCACAGCUCCUCAAGGCCAACACAUCCAUUGGCGACCUUAUUCCGUCUUUACCACGAGCCUGUGCUGAGCUUCUCUCCCGGCGGACCGAAUUUGAGCAUGUUGUGGUUGUCACUGCGUAUGGCAAUGCGACCGACCUGCAACUGGAAGAGGCGCCCGUCCGCAUUCUGUUUGAUAGUAUUUAUAAAUGGGACUUUUCCUCCUCUCCUGCCCUGAAAAACCAUCUGCGCUACCUGAGUGGAGGCAUCUCGACGUGGCAGACCCUCUACCCGGCGCUGUGUAUCACGCAAUCGCCUUUGGCCAAACACACGCUGUCGAGCAGCCUGCCGGCCCACUUUGGUCAAACGGCCAUCUCGUAUCCAUCCUUGAUGACGCAGGAUCAACGCACGCUGUUGGGGGAGGCGGGCAUUCCGCUCCCACCCGCGUCCGCGGCAGAUCGGCAGCUUGUGGCCUACCCCGAAGUACCUCGGAGUGCACUGCUGGAAGAAUUGGACAGACAGGCAGAGCUUGCUCGCAAGGCCGCCAUCCGCGCUCAAAAGGAGCAAGAGGAGAUCGCGCAGCGUACCAUGCAGGCCGAGCUCGAGGUCAACGCGCGCGAGGCCGCCAAGCGUGCUGCCGCCGAGGCCGCACGCGUGGCCGUCGAAGCGGAUCGUGUGGCGCGGAUUGCUGAACAACAAGCUCGCAAGCAACGUCAAUUGGAACAAGAGCAGGAGGAAUUGCGAAGACAAGCGGCCGCUGCACAAGAAGAAGAUGAAGCGCGGCUGGCGGCGCAGCAGCAAGCGGCCGCAGCAGCAGCUGCAGCAGCGGCAUCGGCUACUGCUCCCCCUGGAGACUCCCUCGAUCGCACGACCAAGCCGCCCCGGGCUGUGUUCUCAAAAUUGCCCCCCGCAGGUGGCGAUGCCAAUGCCUUUUCAGUCCAACCUGCAGCCCCGCCGUUGGCACACUCUGCCGUGGCAGCGGCCGCAGGAGCAACCACUGCCACCACCGUCAUUCCAGUCAUCAACCCGGAGGAGCGUGCUGCCAAACCGUCGCUUACUUCACUCUCUCCACCCCUACAGCCACCACCACCCCCAACGCGCGCCUCCGCGCCACCAGAGGCAAACCUGUCUGCACCCAAACCAAAAUUCGACCAAAGCGUCAAUCGCCAAAUUGCCACGCCAUCCCAACCACAGCCCAUCCCUCGCGGUCGCCGCAAGUCGUUCGAUGGAGCUCUUCCCGGACAGUCACCCUCGUCAGAUAUGAUUGGCACGAGUCCUUCCUUCCAGCAGCAGACGGCUGGUCGGUCACCAAGCACACGCUCUGGCACGAGCCCAUCCGCCUCUGUGAUGUACGGCUCGCCUUCUGCGGCACCUGUGCAAUCUUCGGCGUACGGCGGAGUAGGGGACGGCUUGACGGGCUUGCGCAAUCUGGGCAACACGUGCUUUAUGAACUCAAUGCUGCAGUGCCUCAGCCACACCAUGCCUGUGACCGCCUACUUUAUCAGCAACAAAUUCCGACAAGACGUCAACCGCUACAACCGUCUUGGGCGUGGAGGCAUUCUGGCGGAAAGCUUUUCAGAGCUUUUGCGCAAUCUCUGGCUGCAGCGCUUUCGAUGCUUCUCGCCUUCCGACUUUCUCGGUGCUGUGUGCCGAUUUGGUCCGCAGUUUGCGGGUGGCGAGCAGCACGACUCGCAAGAGCUGCUUGCCUUCCUUCUGGAUGGCCUUCACGAAGACCUCAAUACAAAAGGCCUGACCAAGAACAACCAGCAGCUCAUCACGCAGAGCGAUGGCACGCGUGCGCUUGUUGCGGCCUUGCCAAACCGAGACCAACAGGAAGAGGAGGACGAGGCUCGACGCAACAUGCCGGUUGAGCUCCGUGCCGAGCGCGCCUGGCAGCGAUACAAGCAACGGAACGACUCGGUCAUUGUCGACAUGUUCCAAGGAUUGUUCAAGUCUUCCAUUCAAUGCGACGUUUGCCGCCACGCGUCCAUCACAUUCAGCCCCUUUAUGUUCCUUUCGCUUCCGAUUCCCUUGGACAAGACCCACCCGACCUUGGCGGAUUGCAUUGAGUUGUUUACUCGAAGCGAGCGCAUCGACGGCGAAAACCAAUGGUUUUGCGAGCGCUGUCGGCAGCAUCGAAGUGCCGUGAAAUCGCUCCAAUUGUGGAAGCUCCCGCCCGUGCUCCUCAUCCACUUCAAGCGUUUUUAUUACGACGGCCCAUGGCGGGACAAGCUGCAUCACUAUGUUGAAUUUCCUCUCGAUAAUCUGGACAUGAACCCGCACGUCAUUCACUCGGCUCGACGGCCCUCUACAGAUGCGCGCAUUCCAAUUGCUCCGUACCAUUUGUAUGCCGUUUCGAACCAUGAAGGGACGAUGGAAGGCGGACAUUAUAUUGCCUCCUGUCGCAAUCCAAUAUCCCGCCAGUGGUAUCAAUUUGAUGACAGCGUCGUUCGCCGUCUCACUACGUCGGUCAAGACUCGAGCGGCGUAUGUGCUCUUCUACACGAAUCUGGACUUUGACAAGUACGUGCACCGGCACUUGUUCGAGCCCUCAGCCGAAUAACCGAUUGAGAGCAACUGCGUGGAUUGUUGAUUGUUUAUUGGUUGGCGCUGUGGACAAUUUUAGCACCAUUGAAGUGAUAUUCUUUGUCAA
This is a messenger RNA of Capsaspora owczarzaki ATCC 30864, 3892 nucleotides long. Its product is annotated as Usp8 protein. Bases 17 to 3802 code for a protein of 1261 amino acids. Gene Ontology annotation, biological process: protein deubiquitination. The record is from RefSeq and is a predicted model, not a curated record. Gene Ontology annotation, molecular function: cysteine-type deubiquitinase activity. The transcript is spliced from 6 exons. NCBI's taxonomy places the organism in Eukaryota, Filasterea, Ministeriida, Capsasporidae.